AUGUCGCUGCCUCCCCGCGAAGCCGCGGCCGGGUCGAUCGUGGUGGCGGUGCGCAAGCGGCCGAAGCUGAUGCCCAAGGAGGCGGAGGAAAACGACGUGGUGCGCUGCGAGGCCGCCACCACCGUCGUCGUCUACGAGCCGAAGAUGAAGGUGGACCUGACGCCCGUCAUUGAGCCCGCCAUCUUCAGCUUCGACCACGUCUUUGACGAGACGGCGGCGAACGCGGACGUCUACGAGACGUGCUGCCGCCCGCUGCUGCAGGACGUGAAGGGCGGCGGCGGCGCCGUCGUGUUUGCGUUUGGGCAAACAGGCAGCGGCAAGACGUACACGAUGCUUGGCCGUGCGGGGGAGUGCCAGGGACUCUACGGCUUCAUCGUGCGCGAGCUCCUCGCGGCCGACGCGUCCUGCACGCUCUCCGCCAGCUUCUACGAGGUGUACGGCGUGAAGCUCUUCGACCUCCUCAACGGGCGCGCGGAGGUGCGGAUGCUGCAGGACGAGUUCCGCAACCUCCACAUCGUCGGCCUCUCGGAGCGCGACAUCGCGGGCGAGCAGCAGCUGAGCCAGCUGAUGUCGGAGGGGCAGCUGCUGCGGGCGAGCGGGACGACGCACGCGAACGACCGGAGCUCGCGCUCGCACGCGGUGCUGGAGAUUAAAGUGCGCCUGCAGCACCGCGAGGGCGCCGCCUCCUGCGGAAGGAUGACGUUUGUAGACUUGGCCGGCAGUGAGCGGGCCGCGGACACGGCCGACGCCGACGUCAAAGUGCGGCGCGAGGGGGCGGAGAUCAACAAGUCGCUUCUGGCGCUGAAGGAGUGCAUCCGCGCCAUCUCGAUGCGCAAGCGGCACAUCCCUUUUCGUGCCUCGAAGCUGACGCAAAUUCUGCGCGAGAGUUUUGUCGGUCGAUGUAAAACGUGCGUGAUUGCCAACAUCUCCCCGUGCCAGCGGCACUGCGAGGACACGCUGAACACGCUGCGCUACGCCCACCGCAUCAAGGAACUGAAGGGACCGGCUAGCGAGGAGCUGGAGCGCGAGGCCCCCACGCCCUGCCAGAACUGCGGCCUCCCCAUCUUCGCUGGAGACAAGCAUGUGUGUCUGCGCCUCAACGCGCAGUGUCCGCACUGUCGUCAGGAGAUGGCAAAGCAGGAGCUUGAGGCGCACUUUGCAGAGUGCAGGGAAUUCCCCAUGCGUUGUCCGCACUGCGGCGAGCGGUUGUUGCGUGCGGAGCUGCCGCGCCACAACCGUCGCUGCGCCAGGUUUCCCGUGCGCUGCCCGCUCUGCUCCUGCCACGUCCUUCGCAGCGAGCUGGAGAAGCACACGCUGACGGAGUGCGUCGCCGGCAAAGAAAAGUGUCGCCACUGCGGGGUGCAACUCCCCCGCCACGCGGUGAUCUCCCAUGAGCUUGGGUGUGAGAUGAGGAAAGUAGCUUGCGUUUUUUGCCUUCGGUACAUCCGCAAGUCGCGGCUGGAGGCGCACAUGGCGGAUUGCCCCAAAAAUCCAAAUCGCAGGGCCGACUUCUCGCCGCGGCGCCCGGAGUCAUCGGCGUCGACGGCCCCAUCGCCCGACGGGGAGGCCCGCGGGGCGCGGGAGCAGCAGCAGCGGCGCCUGGCCUCCGGAAAAGAGGGCCAGCAGCAAAGGCUAGUAAGGCGCCUCUACGCGGGCGCCGAGAGCGACGCUGGGACGUCUCCGUCGCCGGCCCCCUCCAGUUCGCGGGAGGACGUGAAGUGUGACUGCCCCUACGCCCGCUACGGCUGCACUCAGAAGGUGUCUAGAGCAGCCCUGGCUGAGCACCUGAUGCAGGCAAUGGCUAGGCACCUGCGUCUGGUGUCCAGCUACGCUGACCAAAUGGACAUGGAGAACGCCGCCUUACGCCGCCUUGUGAUUACAAAUAGUGAGGGCCCCGAGCCGCAUUGA
Molecule: messenger RNA, 1908 nt
Organism: Trypanosoma conorhini
Lineage: Eukaryota; Euglenozoa; Kinetoplastea; Trypanosomatida; Trypanosomatidae
Product: putative MCAK-like kinesin
Exons: 1
Coding region: 1-1908 (635 amino acids)
Biological process (GO): microtubule-based movement
Molecular function (GO): zinc ion binding; ATP binding; microtubule binding
Source: RefSeq, a predicted model, not a curated record